CGACUUCGCGAAGCAAAUCGGGGAAAUGUUAGAACAGCUCUCUUAUAUUGAUGAUUGUGACACGCUUGGCCAGAAAACAGACAAGAGAGAUAUGCACAAGGCACUCGUACUGGUGUAUCAGAAACUCCUAGAGUUCUACAUCACCGCAUUUGAGGUUUUAUCCAGGAAAGGAGUGAAGCUGGUGAUGAAGAUGAUUCCGGAGAACGACUGUCUGCCAAACAUUGUCAAAGAGUUUUCGAAAUAUGCUGACAACCUCUGGAACUUUGUGCAAAAAGCGACGUGGGAAAUUGUUGAGGAUAUCAAAGCUAUGCUCUACUAUCAUGAAAGGAUGUUUUCCCACACUAAAAUAUGUUAAGUAUAAUCUAAUCAAUCCCUAGUUGCGAGGUGGUUAGGUAGUGAGAAGAUGAGCCGGCAAAGCCAAUACCAUGCUUAUUUACAGGAGAUUCGAGUCGACGAGGCUUGCAAAUUCUUGCUGAAAGAUGCUAAAUUCAUUAACUGGCGUCACGCUACCGAUUCCCAGCAGCUAGUGAUUCUUGGCGAUAUAGGUUGCGGGAAAACUGUUAUGAUGGCGUAUCUCAUAGACGAGCUACGCCGACGAAAUGAGCACCAGUUGCCUCAGCCCAAGAUAUGCUACCACUAUUGCCAGAACGACGAGAUUGGCCAGGCUAUCUGCACAUUCUCUGUCCUACUUCUAUCACUC
This is a messenger RNA of Mollisia scopiformis, 700 nucleotides long. RefSeq lists its product as uncharacterized. The coding region runs from base 26 to 355 and encodes 109 amino acids. The transcript has 2 exons. The record is from RefSeq and is a predicted model, not a curated record. NCBI's taxonomy places the organism in Eukaryota, Fungi, Ascomycota, Leotiomycetes, Helotiales, Mollisiaceae.